UAGUUUUAAAAUGGCGUGUUCUUAAGAUACAUACGUCGGGAGAAUAAAUGGCUCAUAGUUGUAGCUCUUUAUAUGGUAACGUUAACUCCGUCGUACCUUAAAGUUCGCGAGGUUAACUAAUAUCUUACUGAUAUUACGUAUUUGUAUUAAUAGAAAUGGAUCAAAGUGGACUAAGUUAUACAAGUUAUGAGCCUGAUCACUUUCUAAAUCCAGUUAACGUUGCAUUACAAACGUUUAGAUUCAAUACACAAAGAAACCAAACUUGGUUGAUUUGCGACUUAUGUUGGAGGAGUGAUUAUACGUUUUGUUUUAGGGAAAUGUUCUUCUUUCAGCCUGAAAUAAUAAUAUAGUGAUACGGAGGCAAUGUAUAUCAAUGUAUAUGUAUACAUUUAAACAAAUAGGAUUACGAUGGUUGGCUGCAUUUGUAAUGUUUUUUUCAAGGCUUUUAUUGUCAAGCGCAACAGGUUGCUGGGCAACUGGAGCGGCAGAGGAAAAGCUGGUGACGCAAAGGGAAGUCCAAGGCAGGAAAGGGCGGAUCACAAUUAGCAAAAAAAAGUCGACUUAAUAUGCCGUCAUCAUCAACACAGAAGUAUUAAAACUACCAAAUUCGCGGUGGACUGCCUUUCUCAUCAAACCCCCAAUAUAUUGUGUCGUGCUUCGUGAAAGAGUUGAAUACGUUAUCUUGAAUAGUUUUAUUCUAUUCAAGCAUAAAGGCUCACUUAGAGAAAUGAACGAGGUCGCCAUGGUGACCAACCACAACAAAGCGAGUCCAGUGGCCCACGUAGUCCUAAAAUGCAUCGUCGAGGCAGCAUUAGCCCAUGAGAUGGUUAAUAUAUUGCAUCCCCCAGAAUCCCGUGUGACUAAACAUGCACAUGUGUUUUUUUUACACCUUUUCUUUGUAAUGACUUCUCAAUACUUUUUGUCGAUAAAACAGUUGUGAAAUAGAGGACACCGCCAGGAACGUUACUAGCCAAGACUGAUGAUGACAUUCCCGGGUCACAAUCCUCACCUGUUCAGGUGGCGGGGAAUUGGCAAGAGCAGAAAACCUGCGGACAAGAUGCAUGUGAAAAAUGGCGAUAUCGACCAGUGGAGAAAGCGUGUGGAGGAGGCCUCAGAGUUUGCUGUUUCGGAAGUCUUCUCCCACAAGAAACCUCGUUCAGGAACCCGCUGCCAAGCUGUGCCGCUGCAUGGCUCUGACCAGUUACGAGAUCACGAUGAGGCGUACAGUGAAGCGCAGGCUCUUCUUGGUGAUUGGCUGAGCAGUAAAUUGCGGCUGGAGCUGGAGGUGGAGGAGGAAGAUGACCUGAUGUGCGGCAAUGAGAGGAGGAGCCCCGCUGCGCCGGCGACUGCUCAGCCUGCUGCCCUCAACUACAGCAAGUUUGAUGAUCUGUACAACUGCCUGGCCGAGGAGGAAGAGCAAAGUGCUGUUAACAGCGUCCUACAAGACCUGAUGGAGCAAGAGGUGUUAGACUCUGCGGUGAUGGAGGAACUGGCGCUGGACGUUGGACAAAAGAGGAAGAAGUUCAGAGAUCCGAUUGUCACCAUGGCAGCGCGACAACUUCAGGUGCGAGAGAACCGAGCCCGGCGGGAGUCCGAGAGGCAGAGGCAACGAGGGGAGAGGGAGGCUCUGCGUGAUGCCAGGGAGGAGGCAAAGAGGAGGGAGCAAGAGGAGGAGACAAGAAAGAGGCAGCAGGCGCGUAGACAGGAGGAGAUGGUGCAGCAGGAGAUGGUGACACUGCGGCGCGUUAUGGAGGAGAAGAGAGGCCUGGAACAGCUGGUUCGACAGAGGGAAAGAGGGAGAGUGGAAGGCAUGAGGACAGCCAGAAGCUUCCAGUCAGCUCCUAACCCCCCCUCAAACCAGCAGCCGCAGGAGAGAGAGCGACUUUAUAAAGAACAGAAGCUUCAAACCAUGGUUCUCAUGGUAAAUCUCAAGUGUCUGCAGAGGCAUUUCUCUGGAUGGUAUUCGGUCGUGUUGGACCGAAGGCUACGUUUAGGGAAGGCCGCGGCGCUCUGUGACUGGAAGCGGCAGCUGCGAGCGUGGCGGGCGUGGCGGGCGGCGGUGUGGGCAGAGCAGCAGCGGCGAGAGCUGGUGAGAACAGAGGAGGAUCUACGAGCUGAACACAGACAAUCCAAGCUGGCUGUUGAGAGUGACCGAAGGCGGUUACUACGGCGAUGUCUGAACGAGUGGCAGCUGCGGUGUCGGAUGGACAAAGAACAGCGGGGGCUUUUGGCCCAGCAGCAGGAGACCCGUCGCAAGAUGGCUGCCUUGAUCAACGCUGCAUCAACAGGCAAACUCGUGGCCACUGAACCCCCGAGGAUCCAGGCCAUCAUGAUCCCAUCACCAGAGCCACCAGAGAAGGAUCACCAGAGGUCAAGCGCUUUGGCCCCUAAAGCCUGCGCGGUCGCUCAGCAUGGGAACCCUGAGGGUGCCGAGGCCCGGCCCGCUCUGCCGUGGCAGGUGACCAGACGCCACGCGGCGCCGACCGCUGCAGAGCUCCGCCGGGCACAGCGGAGACUCGAGGGCGGCGGCUUCGCCGGUUCGAAAGGCGCCGCAUCGCCGGGCGGCGAGUCGGAGACGAGACGCGGCGUCCAGCGGCAGAUCAUCGCGCAGCAGAGGAAGCUGUUGAAGGAUCAGCAAGAGCAGAUCGCACAGCUGAGGAGGGAGCAGAGCGUGAUGGGUUUGGAGCUGGAAAUGGAGAGAACCGCACAGCUCGCUCAGCUGUCGGCGCUAAGAGGAGCGAGAGCAAAGAGCUGCGACUUUGAUCCCGGAGAGCAGAGGGCAUCAAGAGUUACUGAUGAACCUGAGAGUCUCCAUCCACCGCCGAGGAAAGCUGUCACGCGGCAGACGUGCUCCCAUCCAAUUGUCACGGCCAUGGAGGUCCGAGCACAGCAACGUGCACAACGAAGGAAAGAAAUCGAGGAACUGAAGAGAAAAAAGGAGGAGGAAAAACUGGCUGAGAUGAAAGCUGCCGAGGAGCAAAGGCAGCGAGAGGAGGAGGAGGAGAAACACAAAGCAGCUGUAAAGAAAAGAGAGGAGAAAAGGCAGGAAAGAGAGAGGGAAGAGGAGAAACAGAGGCAACAGAAGAGGCAACAGGAGCUCCUGAAGCUGGCCCGCCAUCAUUACGACAGAAACCUGCUGCUACGGCGAGGGCUGGCGCCAUGGAAACGGCUAAUUCGCAUCAGACAAGCCAACGUACAGCUGGCUGAGAGGCAUCACAAUCUCCUGCUCCUGAGGCGGUGCACGCUGGGCUGGCAGCAAUCAGCCAGAGAGGCGCGGUCUGAGAAAGAAGCUUCUGUUGACCAACUGUACCGGCACUUCUUACUUCGGAGGAGCUUAAGCUGCUGGAAGAGACUGAAUGACUGGCGGAUGAUUCGAGAGGAGAGAGCCCAGUGUUUCUAUCGCACGCGCACUCUCAGGAGGUUUCUGCUGGCACUGCUGGACCAUGUGACCCAGGAGAGGCUUGUGCAGUGGGACCGUCAGGAGCUGGCUCAGGAGCACAAUAACAGACGGUUGCUGUGGCGAUGUUUGCAAGCCUGGAGGCAGCUUCCCUGUCUGCUGCGCAAGGAAAGAGUGAGAGACGAGCGGCGGGAGAAGCUGGGAAGGAGAGUGACUGAAGUUCUGCCGGAUUUCUGCUCCAAUCCACCGUAAAGCCUCUGGGAGCAACAGACUACAGCAACAUGCCACGCAUACAAACACAAAAUGAAUACACUUGCACGUGUCUC
Pungitius pungitius (ninespine stickleback) is the source of this 3723-nucleotide messenger RNA. It is a transcript of the gene ccdc191, whose product is annotated as coiled-coil domain containing 191. The record is from RefSeq and is a predicted model, not a curated record. The transcript is spliced from 17 exons. The coding region runs from base 980 to 3649 and encodes 889 amino acids. Lineage: Eukaryota; Metazoa; Chordata; Actinopteri; Perciformes; Gasterosteidae.